GCCAAAUCAAAAUGACCUCCUGCUGUUUGUUAGCUGGCAAAACAAUGGAAGAGAGUACACGCCAACAUCGCCAAAAGACAUUUACAUGCCAGUCGUGUGGUUUAAAUUGUCCUUAUACUUCCUACGGACAGAAACCACCAAACACCAGAGCCAUUGUGUUGCUGGAGGAGUGCUAUGUGACGAAAGACCCAUUCAGUCCGGAGAAGGACAAGUUCCUCGUUUUGGGUUCCAAGUGCAGCUUGUGUGGAAUGACUGUAUGUGUUGGCUCGGACUGCAGUCUGUUCUACACCAAGAGGUUCUGCCUGCGCUGCGUCAACAAGAACCUGGAACUAUUUCCCCGCCAGGUCCGGACGGAGCUGGCCAAGAAGCCGUCGCGAUAGGUUUUAUAUAUAUAUAUAUAUAUAUAUAUAUAUUUUUUUUUACCAAAACAUAGCAUGGGACACUUCAGCACCGCCACCAUCUAAUGAAACAUACGAAAGCGGUCCACUUGUAUUCAUAGGCUUUCAGGUUUAUUAUUGUGAACUGUACUUCAUAAUAAUUUCAAAUAUUUUGUCCUCCUCACAUUACUGAAUAAGAAGAACCAAAAUACUGACUCGUUCAGGCGAUUGUUGCUCAUUGUUGACUUCUGUGGAUUCACACAGCUGUUCACUUGUGCUCAUGCCGUAAAGAUAUUUAUGAACGAACAUUUGAACUCGUAUUGUGGCUUUCUUCAACCUCUGCGCGCCCGUCACAAGAUGUUUUGACUUCCAAGGCUGCAACGGGAAAGUUGAAGUCGAGGCAUAACACAAGCCCUGCUGCAAAUCUAUUGGUACAAUGUAGCAAAUGGACACCUCGCUGUGUUUUUGUUUGUUUGUUUGUUUUAACUGUUUCACUGUUUACCACAGUUGACGGCGAGCCAACGAUGACAAAACCGCUGUUACUUUUCUCUUACUUUCGUGACAGCGACGCCUCUAAUCUGCGCUGAGUGGAUUUGCCGAGAUUUAAUCAAUUUUUUUUUUUUUUUUUAUAGUACGCCGCAAUUGGAUCAAGCAGCGCUAACUUGUGAGCAUGUCUACAAUCAGAUGAUGCUUGCGAUAGUACUACGCGUCCCUACUAUCCGGCUUAUGUUUUAUCUAUUAAUUGCAAACAGCUUUUAAAGUCUAGUAUUUAUGAGUGCGCUAUUUUGUUUUGUGUACCUUUUGUUUUGUGUGCAGUUUGUGUACAUCACACUGGACAUUUUGUUUGUACAUCUUUAUUGUAUUUGCUUUUAUUUUGACUUGUUUUGCUCUGCUGUCUGCAGCCAAGUUGGCAUUGCAAGAGAGAAUCUCUUCUCAAUUGGCACACCUGUAAAAAAUAAAUAAAUAAAUAAAAUAAAAUAAGCUCCAUAAACUAAAAUGUAUAUCUUUGUUCGGGUGACAAAGUGUCAGUCGAACAUUGCAGCUCAAGGAAGAUUUAUGUUGUGCAAGUGCUUGCCAAAAGAUGGCAGCAAAGGACUACUUUUGUCUAGAUGACGUGACACAACUUACUUGAACAGUUCUUUUGCACCAAGAUGGCGCCCUGAUUCGAGCAGACAAACAGCUCUUAGACGUGCGCCUUUCCAACGCGAGUCCGCCGCUGGAGAGGGUCGACGCGCGGCAGCAGGACGUCGUCCGACCCCCGGUGUGCAGG
Messenger RNA from Phycodurus eques (leafy seadragon), 1647 nucleotides. It is a transcript of the gene cdpf1, whose product is annotated as cysteine rich DPF motif domain containing 1. Bases 12 to 380 code for a protein of 122 amino acids. NCBI's taxonomy places the organism in Eukaryota, Metazoa, Chordata, Actinopteri, Syngnathiformes, Syngnathidae. The transcript has 4 exons. The record is from RefSeq and is a predicted model, not a curated record.